GUUGCGCCCAGGCGGCGGCUUUAGUCGAAACACUGUUUGGGCAAACUGCAAGAGGCAAAACGCAACGGCAACAUUCACUGCAACAACCGCUUCGCUGGCAAAUUGUGGAUUACGCAACGGCUCAAAGGAAAGUGAAAGCCACAAGUGACCGCAACGGAUGUUGCAUCACAAUUUGCCACUCUGUGCAGCAUCCACUGAAAUCAAGACGAAAUGUUUUACGCCGUGAUCUUCUUUGCAACAAUUGUGCUGCUCUUCCUUAUCAGCGGCACAAGGAAGCCGGACAAGUUUCCGCCUGGUCCACGCUGGUAUCCGAUUGUGGGCAGCGCCCUGCAGAUCUCGCAGCUGCGCAUGCGGCUGGGCAUGUUCUGCAAGGUGAUCGAUGAGCUGGCCAGGCGUUAUGUCAAUCCCUAUGGUUAUUAUGGUCUGAAGAUUGGCAAGGAUAAAGUGGUGAUUGCCUACACAAAUGAGGCCAUCAGCGAGAUGAUGACCAAUGAGGACAUUGACGGCCGUCCGGACGGCAUCUUCUAUCGCCUGCGCACUUUCAACUCCCGCCUGGGCGUGCUGCUCACCGAUGGCGACAUGUGGGUGGAGCAGCGUCGCUUCAUAUUGCGCCACCUGAAGAACUUUGGAUUCGCGCGCAGCGGCAUGGUGGAUAUUGUGCACAAUGAGGCCAGCUGCCUGCUGCAGGAUCUGCGCGCACGGGUGUCAGCGUCGGGCGGCAAGCAGGCGCGGAUUGAGAUGCACGAUCUGACCAGUGUCUAUGUGCUGAAUACGCUGUGGUGCAUGCUGAGCGGUCGACGCUAUGAGCCUGGCUCCGCAGAAAUAACCGAGCUGCUGGAGACGUUCUUUGAGCUGUUCAAGAACAUCGACAUGGUUGGUGCACUCUUCAGUCACUUUCCGCUGCUGCGCUUUAUUGCGCCCGAUUAUUCCGGCUAUAAUGGCUUCGUGGAAAGCCAUCGGGCGCUCUAUGCGUUCAUGGGCAAGGAAAUUGAGCUGCAUCGCAGCACUUAUCGCAAUUAUGAUGAGCCGCGUGAUCUGAUGGACAGCUAUUUGAGGGCCCAGGAGAACAGCGACAGUCCCAUGUUCAGCGAUGAGAGCCUGUUGGCCAUCUGCCUGGAUAUGUUUCUCGCCGGCUCCGAGACUACCAACAAAAGUUUGGGCUUCUGUUUCAUGCAUCUUAUUCGACAGCCGGAGAUACAGGAGCGCGCCUUUGCCGAAAUCAAGGAGGUGGUGGGCCUGGAGCGCAUACCCGAGUGGUCCGAUCGUGCCAAGCUGCCCUACUGCGAGGCAAUCACAAUGGAGGCGGUGCGCAUGUUUAUGCUGCACACCUUUGGCAUACCGCAUCGCGCCAUAUGCGACACUCGCCUGUCUGGCUACGAGAUACCCAAGGACACCAUGGUAAUUGCAUGCUUCCGCGGCAUGCUCAUCAAUGCAGUCGAUUUUCCGGACCCAGAAACAUUCGAUCCGACACGCUAUCUGAUCGAUGGCCAAAUCAAAUUGCCGGAGGCCUUCAAUCCGUUUGGCUUCGGGCGACAUCGUUGCAUGGGCGACUUGUUGGGGCGCCAAAAUCUGUUCAUGUUUACCACAACGCUGUUGCAGCACUUCAAGCUGGUGGCCAUUCCCGGCCAGAUGCCAGAGGAGGUGCCGCUGGAGGGCGCUACGGCGGCAGUGAAGCCAUACGAUGCAAUGCUGGUUCCCAGAUUGUCCUGAGGAGUCCAAAACAAAUGCAUAUUUGAUCAGAAGAUUCAGGAAAAAUCAGAAAAACAUGUGGAAAAUGCAACAUUGCCUACAUAAUAAAGCCGUUAUUUAAUAUCUUAAGAGUUUGUAUCGAUAUAAUAUCGCAAUAAAUCUUUAGUCAAGUUAUCGAAGCAAAA
Drosophila virilis is the source of this 1874-nucleotide messenger RNA. RefSeq names its product Probable cytochrome P450 303a1 (gene Cyp303a1). Gene Ontology annotation, biological process: xenobiotic metabolic process. Gene Ontology annotation, cellular component: intracellular membrane-bounded organelle; cytoplasm. Lineage: Eukaryota; Metazoa; Arthropoda; Insecta; Diptera; Drosophilidae. Gene Ontology annotation, molecular function: iron ion binding; heme binding; oxidoreductase activity, acting on paired donors, with incorporation or reduction of molecular oxygen, reduced flavin or flavoprotein as one donor, and incorporation of one atom of oxygen. The record is from RefSeq and is a predicted model, not a curated record.